This is a messenger RNA of Eucalyptus grandis, 777 nucleotides long. RefSeq names its product protein Asterix. The record is from RefSeq and is a predicted model, not a curated record. Gene Ontology annotation, biological process: protein insertion into ER membrane. The coding region runs from base 173 to 490 and encodes 105 amino acids. Gene Ontology annotation, cellular component: endoplasmic reticulum membrane. NCBI's taxonomy places the organism in Eukaryota, Viridiplantae, Streptophyta, Magnoliopsida, Myrtales, Myrtaceae. The transcript has 4 exons. Gene Ontology annotation, molecular function: protein folding chaperone.
GCCAUCCGGACCGGGCGAUUCCCCUCGGCUCGACCGAGUUGAAGUAGCUUCCGCCCUUCUCGUCUCCGUUCCACUCUCUCUCGAUCUCCCACGGAUUUCCCUCUCUCUCUCUCUGUCUCUCGAUUCCUCGGUCGCGUAGCUUGUUGCAGGGACAGCAAUCUGAGUGUUGGAGAUGUCACACAGCAGUAAUAGCGCUACGAAUGACCCAAGGCAGCCCUCGGCGGCCAAACCAUUUAAACCGCCAUUGGUUUCUCCCCAAGAUCUGCCAGUCGAUUAUUCAGGAUUCAUUGCUGUUGUCUUUGGUGUUGCCGGUGUCAUGUUUCGGUACAAGCUUAGCUCAUGGAUCGCAAUCAUAUUUUGUGCCCAGUCACUAGCAAACAUGAGGAACAUGGAAAAUGAUCUCAAACAGAUCUCCAUGGCCAUGAUGUUUGCCAUUAUGGGGUUGGUGACAAACUAUUUUGGCCCUACUCGUCCAGCACCGGCGAAAUGAGAGGCCAUCAAAUUCGGAUUAAGGACAAGCUUAAUAUGCUUGGAGGGUUGUUCCUUAGCUUGAGAGUUAAGUGAGAUUCUUCUUUGAGGCGUAGACAUAUCUUGACACAUUGGAUUUUCAUUCAGUUUAAGGCUACGUGAUUAUUUCCAAAGGACGUACUAGUGAAAAUUAAACGUUGAUCGCAAAGUACCUUUAAGGUUGCAUUCUCUUCCUUUCCUCUGUAAAUUGUCUGCAAACGUUAUGACAAAGUCACUGUUUCUCUUCUUCAAAUUGGUGUUCUCAUGAUA